CUUUUUUUGAACGAGGACGUGUUUCCAAUGUAUACAAAUUCUACAUAUUUUCACAGUGAUUUAGUAAGCAAAAUUUUUACCCGAGUGUGCUCAGGUAAAUGGAAGCGUGUGAGUUUUCGAAGCAGAUGUUACCAAGUUUUACAAGAGGAUUGAUGGAGAUAAAUUUGUAGCUGUUAGUGUUUUGGAAUUGUACAGGAUGCCAGGGAAGAGCAAAGAAGACACAUGGGGAGCGAAGGAAUUGACUGAAUCUAUCAAGGAAGCACGGUCAUCUGGGAAAAGCAAACACAGGGAUAGAGACCGUGAUAAAGAAAGAGAAAAGACAAGUGAUAAAGACAAAGACAGACAUAGGGAGAGAGAUAAAGAACGUGAUAGAGAGAAAGAUAAAGAUAGACACAGAGACAAGGAUAAGGAAAGACAUCGAGAUAAAGAACAUGACCGUACAAGGGACAAGGAUAGAGACAGGCAUAGAGAUAAGGAAAGAGACAGAGAUCGUGACAAACACAGAGAAAAGGAAAAAGAAAGGAGAAAGGAUCGUGAAAAUGAAUCUUCAAAGGAGAAGGACAGAGAAAGAAGAAAAGAUCGUGAAAGGGAAUCUUUAAAAGAGAAGGACAAAGAAAGAAGAAAAGACCAUGGAAGGGAUUCCUCAAAAGAGAAGAACAGAGAAAGAAGGAAAGAUCGUGAAAGGGAUUCAUCAAGAGAUAAAGACAGAAAGGAAAAGGACAGAAGCAAACACAGAGAGAAGGAAAAGGACAGAGAUAGAGAAAAAAAGGAAAGAUCACAUGAUAACAGAGAGAGGGCAGAAAGGACAGACUCUGGAAAAAAGGAGAGACACAGAGAUAAAGAUGAGAAAAGGAGAGAACAAAGGAAUGAAGACGGCAGUAGGGAUAGAGAUAAAUCAAGAACCAAAGAUGAGGAGCGAGAUAGAAGAAGGGAGGAGAAAAGGCACAGAGAUAAAGACAGAGAGAGGAAAAGAGAAAAGGAAAGUCAUGAUAGUGACCGUGAGAAAAGGAAACAUAGAGACAAAGAUGGCUCGGCUGAAAGGAAGAAAAGGGAAAGGAGUGGAGAGCAUAAACAUCGGAAGGAACAUCGAGAAGAGAAAGAUAGAAGGAAAUCAGAAUAUAAAAAUGGCCGAGAUGAGAGACUGGAGGAGAAAGAUAAAAAGGAAAGAAGACAGCAUGAAAAUAAUCAUGAAGAUGAGGAUGAUGUAGGAGAGGAGAUUCACAAUGCACCAGAAAGCAAUGAGCAAAAUCAAGAAGAAUCAAACCAGGAUUAUGCUUAUGAAGAUGAUUUUGAAGAUUAUGAUGAUGACUUUGAAGAUGAUGAUGAAGAAGACAAUGAAGAUUCUGUAAUGCCAAGUGAGAUUGAUAACCUAAGGAGAGCAAUGGCUGCUGAGAAUGAAGCUUUGAGACGAAGUGCAGAAUCACGUGACUCAAGAUCACAACAAUCAAGUGCAAACACCCGUCCAACCACUUCUCGAACAGGGCGUACCUUUAUUAAUUUUGUAGCAGCCAAGCAGCGUGAGAUUAGUGAUCAGGUUUCUCAAAGGACUAAGAAAAGAGGUCAAGAACUCAUGACCUUGAUUGACCUUGACUCAACAGGUUUUGAUAUCUUUGAUAUGCCUCCUGUUAGGGAAUAUGACCGCUACAUCGCAAGCUUUGGCCGCUCAAACACUAAACAGGCUUUUGUACAGUGCAAUGAUGAUAACUUAGAUCGUGAUAUACAGACUGAAGAGAUUGAUAAGAAUGAUAGAUGGACCCAACAUCCACAAGAAGGUAGUGCUGCUACAGGAGGAAGCAAUGUCAAAGGAGAGAGUGAUGAAGUACCACUAGAAAGAGAGACAAACUCAUUACAGUUCAAUCGCUUUGUGGAGAAUGCCACUCAGCUGAUCUCUGUCCUGUUAGAUGAGCAAUUGGCCAAUAGAGUAGGAGGCAAGCUGGAGAGUAAUAAGAGGAGUAUUGUAUUCAGUGAUGGUUAUACACUUAUGAAUACUGGUACUCCUAUACUACAAGGGCGUUCUAUCGUCAGAGUAGUAAUUCACCCAGUUCAAACAAACUUAAUCAUCACCAUGCAUUCUAUGCCUAAAACAGAUUUAAUGAACAUUGAUGACAAAGAUUUGAAAGUGCUAGAGAAAGCAGGCUUAACUAAUAGAGGGCUAUUGUGUGUUUGGAAUAUUAAUGAGCCUUCAAGACCACAAAAGAUCCUGGUGUUGAAGUCUGUUCCUACAACAUGUACCUUUAGUCCAUCCAAGGCAACAAUGGCUUUCUGUGGAACAGUUGAUGGUUCAGUGUGUGUAUGGGAUCUUAGAGAACCUCCCAGUAUGCAUCAGAAGUGUGAGUUUGGUUGGGGUCAUAUAAUGGUUAGAGUACCAACCUAUAGUACAGAGGCUGGUUGUCCUGAGGAGAGUCAUCAUAGUAGAGUGGCUGCUAUGCAACCUAUUAUCAGCUCAGAUGAUGCACAGAAAGCAACAACCAAGUCAAACUUAAAUGAUGACUCAGUGGGAUUUUCCUUUCAGUUGGCAACAGUGGAUGAGAAAGGCACCAUCAGUUUCUGGGUUGUCAUAGAGAUUGACAAGCCUGAUGAUGCGGGUUCAGAGUCUGAUCUUGGCUUGGUACCAGGGGGUAAAGUCAAACUCAUCAAAAGUUCAUCUAUACAACUGCAGAUUCCAACAAGGGAACUUGGACCUACCUAUCAGCUGAAAGUGACUGAUAUGCAGCUUCUGCCCUCCAAUCCGAAUCAUUUCUUUGUUGCAACAGAUGCAGGGUUCAUCUCACAUGGGGCACGGAAUACAGAGAGGGUUUCCCCCAAGUACUUUUUGACCAAUGAUGGUGUUCCAGUUGGAGUCAAAUGCAUAGACUUCUCGCCAUUUAAUCUCCCAUGCUUCUUGGCUGCCAGUGGAGAUGGGAGUAUAAAACUCUUCAGUACCGAAAGAGGUACUCCUCUUGUGAGUUGGCCUAAUUCCACACAAGGAAUGUCCAUAGUAGCAAUAUCAUGGUCCAGAUCCAGACCAUCUGUAUUCUUUGUGAUGGACAUUGCAUCCAAGGUCUAUGUUUGGGAACUACUAGAGAAUGACUCUGGACCGGUCAAAACAGAGCAGUUUACGCGUGGAAGGUUAUCAGCUCUUGCUCUAGCCAAUGAUCAUGCAGCUACAGGAUGGGGUGUAGCAGGUAGAAAACCAGAAAUGAUUAUCACUGAUAAUAUGGGUUCUUUGGAUGUACAUGUUCUCAACUCACGAUUCUCAUCUGCUAUUGGAAGUGAGUUAGAUGCCUUUAGUGAUCUUCUUCAGCAGCUAAUAUGAAGAAGAUAUUAAUAAUGGUUGCUGCUAGAAAUACAAUGAAACCAUUUCCUUCGAUUUUAAGUAAGGGCUACAUGAUAUAUCUAAUUUAGGUAUCUGAUUAUCAUCAUUUGCGAUAUCAUGAUUACUGUUCCCUAUGAAUAAUUAUAAAGGUAUAUUUAUGUGUCAAUUCUUCUUGAAUGAACAUAUGAAAAAAGAGCCGAUUGGGGUCUACAAUUUUCUAACCUUUUACUUUGGACCCUGUUAAGUUGGAUAAGAGUGAUGAUGAUCUUGGUUUAAUGCCAUUUUCUAAGUGAUUUUCAGCAGUUUGAAAACUCUCCUAUUAUACAACAUGAAAGGUGAUGUAGCUUGUACUCAGGAUCACCAAAUCCAUGUAAUGCCAGCUUUUAUCCCUAUUUCAAUUAAUUUAUAUUCCUUAGUUGGUCAUAUUUUGAAAUUUCAUUCAAUGAAGCGAUUCAUUCUCAUUAGGCUGUGCUUUUGCAGCAAGUGUACACCCAUGAAAAUGGUAUUUUCUAUGUGAAAAACAUAUCUCAUUCCCGAAAGUUUAGUAUUCUGCAGUGGAGCUGAUAUUAUAAUCAUAUCUUGAAUUUCUUGCUCUCAUUUUCAUCCUAUUUGUAACAUACCAUUACUUUAGCUCCCUCAUAACACUAAUCUGUUAUCAAAUAGUAUGAGUUAUGAAUUUGUUGAAAUGGGGAAGAAAAAGUAUAUGAAAAGUUAAAAUAUGCAAAGUGUGAUAUGAGCAAGAACCAAAAUGUACUUGGAUUGUUACAAUAGGUGGAUGAAAGGCAACUGUUUUGCAAAAGAAAAAGAAGUAUGUUACAAGAUAAAAAUAUUUUGUAGGCACCUCUCUUUUACAAGGACAUUUUUUUAUCUUUGUGAAUGAAGAAAGGGAAAAUGAUUUAUUAUAAAAAAAUAAUAAUCUGGUUGAUUAUAAGGUACUUAAGACAUACAGUGAAGUAUAUUGUUGGUGGAUUGUUUAAAACUGUGUAUCUCAAAAUUUAUUUUAAAAAAAGCACAGCUCAGAAAAAGCUCUGUAGUAGAAUUUUGACACAGGUAUCAUUGCCACUCUGACCAGAACUAAUUUUCUUUGUUUAUUUUGAGAUGAUUUAACAGCCUACCAAUGACACUUAAUAGAGAUUAUUACUACCCUGGUCAUCGGUUUCAAUUAGUAUUUCAGAUGUACAAUACAUUUUCUACUAUCUGUGAUUCUGUUUUCUUCUGAAAACAGAAUAACCAUAGAAAUGUUAUCUUGACUGAUUAAAUCUAGCAUGUUGUUUAUCAAGCAAAAUACUAGUGCAAUUAACAUGCCAAGUGUUGAAACAUGUGUGUAUAUACAUGUAUGUAUAUUAGUAUAACUAAUGCACCUUGAUUCUUUUGUCCAAAGAAUGUACAUAUUUGUAGAAGUUUGUGUCUAUUUUUCAGGAGUCCAGUCUCUGCUCCUGUAUUGUGUGAAAUACAGGAAUUCAAAAUUAAAAUCCAAGCUCACUCAAAGUUUGCUAUCAACUUUGUAACAAAUAAUUCUUGAUAUAUUUUGUGUAAAAUCUGUACAUUUGUGUCAAUAAUGAAGAGAAUUUACAAAGUUUAAAUAUAUCAUUGUAAAUAGAAUAUACCUUUUAAAUAUGUGUGGAAAAAACUUAGGAAAAGAAGAAAUGGAGAAUCUUUUAGACUUUAAACUCAGUUAUACAUAGAUUGGUAAUAAAUCUUGUAGUGUUAUGUUGUGGGUGAAAAGAAAAGGAAUUGCUAUAUUCUUAAUCAUAUUGGGAGAAAUCAUCAUACUUGCGUGUAAUACAGUAUAAAUCAUUCACACAAGGACAUUACUGCAAGACUCUACGUCCCUGGAAAGACAAGUUAUGCAGGCUCUUAACAUCUGUCUUUGUAAGACUGGCACUCUUCAGCUCUCAAACUUUGAGUAGUAAUUGUAUUUCUGUGAGUUUACCAUGUGCAAACUUUCAUUUGUGUGUUUAUGAAUUGGGAUCCAAUCUAAUUUAUGGUAUUGAUUGGAUUCCCUUUUUUGUUGGCUUAUUUUGUAAUAAUUUUGUAUUAUAUAAUAAGGGUCUUAGAUAAAUUUUCUCAUAUCAACUGUAAUAUUUAGGAAGACUGCAUCCAUGAGAAAAGCCUUGAAUGUUACACCUUUAGGCAACUAGUCCAAUGUCUGUGCUAGGCCUUUAGCAGGAAUCUCACUCUAAGAGUGCUAUGUGUCUUUUCAUUCUUGCAUUCCUGCAUUCACCAAUAUUUGGUCUAUCAUGGAAUAUGAAGAUUAGUAAUGAAAAGCUAUGGGAUUCCUGCAGGAAAGAUGUAACUUUGACUUUUUACAAGGUACCCUUACAUCAGUAAAAUUACUCAAACAUUGAAUGGGGGAAUUUCAGGAUUAAAUCAUUUUAUAUAGCCUUUUGAUAGGAAAUAACUUAAUCUGUAUGAUAGAUGUUUAAAAGGCCUUUAUUUAGGAAAAUAAAAACAUUAAUGAGAGAGGGCACUUAAACUGAUAAAUGUAAAAAAAAAUCACCUUUCCAUUAAAAAUCAAUCAAUGAACAUUGAUCUUAUGAUCAUUGUAGUAUUGUAAGAUUAGAACAAUAGAAUUGUAUUGAAUAUAAUUCACAUUAUUGAACAUUUAACCCUAUCUAGGCCGGGGUAUUUUGGGAGUU
Lytechinus variegatus (green sea urchin) is the source of this 5934-nucleotide messenger RNA. Its product is annotated as cytoplasmic dynein 2 intermediate chain 1-like. Gene Ontology annotation, cellular component: cytoplasmic dynein complex. The record is from RefSeq and is a predicted model, not a curated record. Gene Ontology annotation, molecular function: dynein light chain binding; dynein heavy chain binding. Lineage: Eukaryota; Metazoa; Echinodermata; Echinoidea; Temnopleuroida; Toxopneustidae. Gene Ontology annotation, biological process: intraciliary transport. The coding region runs from base 197 to 3295 and encodes 1032 amino acids. The transcript is spliced from 28 exons.